AUGCUGCGCCACGUGCUGUGCGUGUUAGCCCUCGCGCUGUGCUGCUGUGCUUCAUCGUGGGCGGUAGAAACUGGCAAAGCUGAGGGCCCGGUUGUAUUAGAGCUUACGAAUGACAACGCGAAGAUAACGCUGACGGAGACAGUUGUUUCUAACAGCUGCGAAGUGGAGACAACACCAAAAACUGGGAAGAGCAGUGAUGUAACCAUUUCCACCGCUGUUACAUGGAAGAAGGGUGAAUCAAAAGAAACAAAAGCAAUUCCGCAUGAAUCUUCGAAGACAGUUAAAGUUCCCGCUGGAUAUAACUUGACGCUGAAGACCUCACUGGAUGUUAAAUGUUCGAAUAAAGGCAUAACGGCUGCAGCAGCCUCUGAAAUAACGUGUACAGUUAAGACGGGUGAGGAAGCUACCAAUAGUGUCACCUAUGAUGCCACUGUGAAGUCCACUACAACUGGCCAGACUGCCGUAAAUAACCCGGAGACAGCAAACCUUGAAGUGAAGGUACCAGUUGGGCACGAAGCGAACAUUUUUGCGAAAGUUGUUGCUACUUGCACGCCUGUACCAGAAGCCACAAACUCUCCAAAGUCUGAAGAGGCCAAAGAUCUGACCGGAGAACAACUAGAUACGUCAUCUCUCAAUACAAACGUUGGGGAUAUGUCUGUCCCACUUAAACCUACAUCAGUGAAGGAAAAUACCGCCCAACAAAAGUCAGACGAACAGGCGCCUCAGGGGAGAACUCAAUCUGGAACACCACGCACCCCAUUGAAAGACCCCACCACCGUCAGCGCAAAUCAAAAUGAUGAAGUUACUAGUGGAGAAAAGGGCAGUGUUGUCAGCAAAGACAUCCCCACGCCAACUUCCAGCGAGGCAGAGAGCACAGAAACGGACAACUCCGUCACAGUGAGUGACGCCGAUCACACUGCCUCCACAGCCGCACCUCAAUCAGAGACCACCACCGAAGGGGCACCCAACGCUGACGCCGGUACGUCCACCACUGCGGGAGAGGGCGCGAAGCUUCCUGACCGCAACACCGACGCCAGCAGCAGCAGCACUGCGUGGGUGCGUGCCCCACUGUUGUCGCUGCUUGCCUGCGUGGCCGUGUGGUGA
Messenger RNA from Trypanosoma grayi, 1104 nucleotides. RefSeq lists its product as hypothetical. The transcript has a single exon. The record is from RefSeq and is a predicted model, not a curated record. NCBI's taxonomy places the organism in Eukaryota, Euglenozoa, Kinetoplastea, Trypanosomatida, Trypanosomatidae. Bases 1 to 1104 code for a protein of 367 amino acids.